CGGCGAGAUCUCUUUUCUAGCCAGCCCUGGCCCGGCUCAGAAGGUGCUCCCACCAUGGAUGGGCUUCGGGCUAGCGCAGGGCUGUUGAGGCGCGGGCGGUUGAGACGCCGGCGCCAGCCGCAGCCACACAGCGGGUCGGUCCUGGCCCUGCCCUUAAGGCCCAGGAAGAUCCGAAGGCAGCUGAGGAGAAGCGUGGCGUCCCGCAUGGCCGCACUGAGGGCCCAGACACUGCCGAGCGAGGACUCGGAGGACUCGAGGGUGGAGUCGACGGUCGACGAUCUUGGAGACCCGCUGGCUGGUGGGGCAGCGACCAUCCCGGAUGCGGCCCGGCGAGAGCCGUACGGUCACCUGGGGCCUGCAGAGCUGCUGGAGGCCUCGCCCGCGUCCCGCUCCCUGCAGACCCCCCGCGCGCUGGUGGAGGCGCAGACCCCGCCGACCCCGCCGGCCCGCCUGGUGGAGGCGCAGACCCCGCCGGCCCGCCUGGUGGAGGCGCCCGCCCUGCCCGCGCGCCUAGUGCCGGCUCCCGCGCCUCCCGCGCGCCUGGUGGAGGUGCCCGCUGCGCCGGCGCGCGUGGUGGAGACCUCGGCGCUGCUGUGCCCUGCCCAGCACUUGGCGGCCGCCCCGCCCUCCGUGGCCCCCGCAACGCUGUCGGGGCCGCAGGUGGAUAGCACCGGCGGGGAGUUGGCCUGGGACUCGCCGCUGCAGCGCGUCCUGGCGGAGCUGAACCGCAUCCCCAGCAGCCGGCGGCGGGCCGCGCGCCUCUUUGAGUGGCUCAUCUCGCCCAUGCCGCCCGACCAUUUCUACCGGCGCCUGUGGGAGCGGGAGGCGGUGCUGGUGCGGCGGCAGGACCACGCCUACUAUCAGGGGCUUUUCUCCACCGCAGACUUGGACUCCAUGCUGCGCCACGAGGAGGUGCAGUUCGGGCAGCACCUGGAUGCUGCUCGGUACGUCAACGGGCGGCGCGAGACCCUGAACCCCCCCGGCCGCGCGCUGCCUGCCGCCGCCUGGGCCCUGUACCAGGCCGGCUGCUCCCUGCGCCUCCUCUGUCCGCAGGCUUUCUCGACCACAGUGUGGCAGUUUUUGGCCGUGCUCCAAGAGCAGUUUGGUAGCAUGGCAGGCUCCAACGUUUACCUCACGCCCCCCAAUUCGCAGGGCUUUGCCCCCCACUACGACGACAUCGAGGCUUUUGUGCUGCAGCUGGAAGGUAGGAAACUCUGGCGUGUGUACCGACCCCGGGUACCGACCGAGGAGCUGGCCCUGACAUCCAGUCCCAACUUCAGCCAGGACGACCUCGGUGAGCCGGUGCUGCAGACUGUGCUGGAACCUGGAGAUUUGCUCUACUUUCCUCGGGGCUUCAUUCACCAAGCCGAAUGCCAGGAUGGAGUGCACUCUCUGCACCUCACCUUGUCCACGUACCAGCGCAAUACCUGGGGCGACUUCCUGGAGGCCGUCCUGCCCCUGGCAGUGCAGGCUGCCAUGGAAGAAAAUGUGGAGUUCCGAAGGGGUCUUCCCCGAGAUUUCAUGGAUUACAUGGGGGCCCAGCACUCAGAUUCCAAGGAUCCACGAAGAACCGCUUUUAUGGAGAAGGUGCGAGUCUUGGUUGCCCGCUUGGGACACUUUGCCCCUGUCGAUGCUGUGGCUGACCAGCGAGCCAAAGACUUCAUCCACGACUCUCUGCCCCCUGUGCUGACUGAUAGGGAGAGGGCACUAAGUGUUUAUGGGCUCCCAAUUCGCUGGGAGGCUGGAGAACCUGUUAACGUGGGGGCCCAGUUGACAACAGAAACCGAAGUGCACAUGCUUCAGGAUGGGAUAGCUCGGCUGGUGGGUGAGGGAGGCCAUUUGUUUCUCUAUUAUACAGUGGAGAACUCCCGUGUUUAUCAUCUGGAAGAGCCUAAGUGCUUGGAGAUAUACCCACAGCAAGCUGAUGCCAUGGAACUUUUGCUCCGCUCCUACCCAGAGUUUGUGAGAGUAGGGGACUUGCCCUGUGACACGGUGGAGGACCAGCUUUCCUUAGCGACCAUGUUAUAUGACAAGGGGCUGCUGCUCACCAAGAUGCCUCUAACCUGAACUAGUUUCUUCGUGAUUGUUGGAAGCGAGACAGUGGUGAUUCUCUCUUAGCCACCAUUACCAUCUUUUUGGCAGGGGGGUGGGGUAGGAGGGACUCAUGUUCUUACCUUGAUAACCAUUUACCUUUAUGACUGCUCACAUUUACCUUUAUGACUGCUUUAAUGUCACAAAUUUCAGAUGGUUUUCCAGGAAUCACCACUUCAUCUAGGCACAAAAGUAAAAGCAGAAGUUGGAGGUGGAAAGGAGCAAUUUUUGCAGAAGUAACUUUGAUCCCUGAUCAUUUCAGAGCACCAGCUUCAUCACCCUCAGGCUUCAGCGUACUGUGUAGCACUUGCUGUGUCAUUCUGCUUGAGACAUUAGAAGUUUUUAUUUGGAAUUUGCAUCCUUCAUUUGAGUUCUCUUCAGUUUGGGGGGAGGGUUGGGUUGGAAGAAUCUUCCCCAAACCUGGAAAGUGAAUAUUUUCAUGGUUGGUGGAAAAGAGCCUGGUGUACCAGAGAGAGCACUGGACUUGGAACCAGAAGACCUGGGUUUGGGGUGGUGGCUGGUAGGCAG
Panthera uncia (snow leopard) is the source of this 2619-nucleotide messenger RNA. RefSeq names its product ribosomal oxygenase 1 (gene RIOX1). Gene Ontology annotation, molecular function: histone H3K36 demethylase activity; histone H3K4 demethylase activity. NCBI's taxonomy places the organism in Eukaryota, Metazoa, Chordata, Mammalia, Carnivora, Felidae. The transcript has 2 exons. Gene Ontology annotation, cellular component: nucleolus. The coding region runs from base 55 to 2067 and encodes 670 amino acids. The record is from RefSeq and is a predicted model, not a curated record.